This is a messenger RNA of Blepharisma stoltei, 1888 nucleotides long. Lineage: Eukaryota; Ciliophora; Heterotrichea; Heterotrichida; Blepharismidae. The record is from the annotation of a GenBank genome assembly.
AUGGAUACCACAGUUAGAGAGACAAAAACACUGGAAAGACUGACACAAAUUGACCCUCAAGAGUGAACUAAUAUCCCUAUUCCUAUCAAAUCUGCUUUAAGCAUGAUUAUCAAGCUUCUUGCUGACCAUCAGCAGUCAAUUUUAAGCAUAAAAUCCACUUUGGGGACAGUUAUAGUCAAAGCAAAUAAACGAAAAACUAAUUUCCUUAAAGCGAUUGAGGCUACAAAUGAACAAUUAAGCAAAAAAGAAGAAGAAAUUUUGUUAUCAAUAUCUCGAGGAGAACAAGAAAACAAGCAAAAUAUUGAUAAAAUUAAUGAGGAAAUUAGAAAUGAUAGAGAAAGCAAUAAAAAAGUAUAAAAAGUAAACACAAAUAUAUAUUUUCUCUAUAAAAUUUCCCUAUUUUUCUUAAAAAGAGGCCUAAUUUUCAGCAACAAACGAUUUAGCCUAUUCAAUUGGAUAUAAAUGAUCAGCUUUUUCAAUACAUGAAAGCUGAAUCUAAAGACCUUAACCAGAAAAUUGAAGCAUUACCUACAAAGUUUGAAGUCCACUCAAAAAUCCAAGAAAUCAAAGAUAACAUGCCUGCCCAAAUCAAAGGGGAUAUUGAAAAACAAUUUGAGCCAGAAAUAUUAGGAAUGUACAAGAGAAUUGAUGAAACAAACACGUAAAGUCUAUUCAGAUAUAUAAGAGACAAAGCAAAAAGUUUAGAAAAUCUCAUUAAUAAAGAAAAAGCAGCAAAUUCAGAAAUAUUUGGAGUUAUAAAUAAAAGGAUAGAUGAGGAAAAACAAAAAUAUGAAGAAGGACUAAAAGAAGCUAGAGAAGAAACACAAAAAGGCAUAGAAAUGAUGGAAACCCUUCUAGAGUACACACAAACGUCUUUUGGGAACAAAUUUCAGAUUAAAAAUACCUACCACAUUGACUUGCAAAAAAAAAUCGACGAAUUAAAUGCACUUUUCUCAAAGCACCAAGCUGAAUUAGAAGAUCUCAAAGUGGCUGUUUCAGAAAUCGAACCACCCGCCCCAAAAGAAGAAAUUCAAAUUUCAUCAUUAAAUCUGGGCGAAAUCGACAUACUAAAAAUCAUCAAAGAAAACCAGCCGCCUCCUCCACCUCCAGGGCUGUCAAUGGAUGAAGUUCGAAAAGAAAUUGAAGAAAUUUCGAAAAUUAUCAAUGCUGAACUAAAAAAUACCCUUAAAGAGCAAGAACUUAAAUUCAGUAAAGAUUUAAAUGACUCAAUUCAAAAUUUGGAAACCUGGUUAAAAAGCGAAGCAUCAAAUACGGGCGUGUAUAUUAAAGAGCUUAGAGAUAAACUUGCAUGGCUUCCUAUGAAUUUGAGUCAGCUUGAAGGUAUGAGUGCAACUGAAGCACGGCUGUUUACCCUUGAAGCGCGGCUAAGGUCAGAAGAAAAUUCAAAAUUGCAGAUUUAUAAUGCUUUAUCGAGACUUAUUGAAUCUAUGCUGUUCUUGAUUAAGCUUAAUCAAUAAACUAGUUUUUUAUUUUUAUAUAGAUUAGGCUUAAUCUUCACUAAAUUAAUUAAAGACUGUAUAAAUUUGUUUCUCAAAAAUCAUCACGCCCUGAAAGCUUAACCCCACAAAUCCCAUUAGGCCGAUAUUCAGCUUCUCCUUAUAUUCGAGAGCCAAAAGAAGAAAAAAACAGGUUUAAUGAAAGUUUGCAUAUAAUUGAAGACUCAGAAAUAAGCCACACAAAAAAUGAAACAACUAACACAUCACGCAUUUCACGGCGCCAGUCACCACUAAAUUUUACAUAUGAAAAAACUCAAAAGGUUUAUAAGGAAAUGCGAAAACUAAGAGAAACGCCUGGAUCUUAUGAAUUUGAAAAUAGUCAAAGAGAGCUGCCUAAUAUUUCAAUUAAAAGACAGACUAUGAGGUUGUAA